UCUCGACACUCGUCAAUCGGCCAUCGUGCAUUUACGCUGGUGAUUUAGUGUUUGCCAUCAAUUUUUUGACUUCUCAGAUACAGUCUUCUUCUCAGAAGAAAUUCCAGUUUCUUGCAAUAUUAAGCAAGAUGAUUUCUUUACAAGAUAUCUUGCCACCUGUGAGUGGCCAUGUGUGGGACCGGGAAGCUGAGGAUGACAGAAGACGACUCCAGCGCCAACUGCAGCAAAUGGCGCUCGUCUCAACAGCCCGGUCUGCUCCUCCAUAUUUACAUAGAAAGGGAUGGGUUCCUCGGGUUCAAGAGGACUUUGGUGAUGGAGGUGCGUAUCCAGAGUGCCCUGUAGCUCAAUACCCUCUCAACAUGGGUAAGAAAGAUGACAAUGAAGGAGGGAAGACGAGCACAGCUCUUGCAGUACAGCUCGACUCUCAGGGAAAAGUCAAGUAUGACUUGCUGGCUCGACAAGGACACGCUAAAGACAAGAUAAUAUACAGCAAGCUGACAGAUCUGCUGCCAUCAGCUGUGACAAGCGAAGAUGAUCCUGAAAUUCAGAAGCCUGAGCAGGACACCAUUGAUGACAUCACAGAGAAGACCAGACUAGCGCUAGAGAAGCUCACUCAAGGAAAAAUUGCAGCUGCUAUGCCUGUCAGAUGUGCUGAGAAGCAGGCGCCUGCACAGUACAUCAGAUACACGCCAGGGCAGCAGGGCUCUGCCUUCAACUCGGGAGCGCAGCAGCGCGUCAUCAGAAUGGUUGAGAUGCAGAAAGACCCAAUGGAGCCUCCAAAAUUCAACAUCAGCAAAAAGGUUCCGCGAGGUCCCCCAUCUCCACCGGCACCUGUCAUGCACUCGCCAACAAGAAAAGUGACUGUAAAAGAACAACAAGAGUGGCGCAUCCCUCCAUCCGUGAGUAACUGGAAGAAUCCCAAAGGCUACACUCUACCUCUGGACAAGCGUCUCGCCGCUGACGGCCGCGGCCUGCAGUCUGUGCACAUCAAUGAGAAGUUCGCCAAGCUUGCAGAGGCGCUUUACAUCGCUGACAGAAAAGCUCGCGAACAGGUAGAGAUGAGGUCGCAGCUGGAGAAGAUGGCGGCGCAGAAGGAGAAGGUGCGCAAGGAAGAGUCCCUUAAGAUGCUGGCCAAGAAGGCGCGCGAGGAGCAAUCUGGGCUGCGGCCCCUGCCUUCAGGCGACGGCGAGGAGGCUGAGCGAGAUCGGCUCAGGGCGGAGCGGGCCAGGGAGCGCAAGCGGGAGGCAGCCAUGUCUGGCAACGACCGCAAGCUUGGCGGCGCUCGGGAACGCGACAUCACUGAACAAAUCGCCCUCGGACUGCCACAGAAAACUGCCAGUGGUGGGGAGGCUCAAUUCGACCAGCGUCUCUUCAACCAGUCUCGAGGAAUGGACUCAGGCUUUGGGGACGACGAGGCGUACAGCGUUUACGACAAGCCCUGGAGACAAGCAGGCAGUCUCGGCAACGCUCUCUACAGGCCUUCUGCUUCUGCAGCCGAUACCUUUGGUGGCAUGGAUGAGCUCAUGUCUACCAAGCGAUUUGUGCCAGACCGCGGGUUCUCAGGGGCGGACAGCAGCGUGAGCAGGUCAGGCCCUGUGGAGUUCCAGGCGUCGGGUGAAGGCGACAAGGAAGAGGAGGAUUUGUUCGGUGUCAUUGGGCUGCUCUCAGAGGCUAAGAAAGCCAGUAAACGAGGCACUGAUGCCGACGACAGAUCAGAUAAUAGAGAUAAAAGGCGGAGGCGAGAUUAAUCUUCUCAAUGUUUUCUCGUGGUAGCCUCGGCUAUGUUUAUGAUUAGUCCGUUAUUAAUUAUUAUUGACAUCAAAAAGCGGCACGUGUGUUCAGGUUAACGAAAACCUGUUAAUAGCUUGAAUAGAAUGAACCUCUUAGUGUUUAUUCCUAUAAGAGGGAAAUUUUUACUUCAAGGAAGGAUGUAACAGUAUGUUGAUGUAAUAACGAGUUGUGUUUGUUAAUAUGUAUAAAAAAAAAUAUUUGAAAUUUUUUCAAAAUUAGAUUCUGUUUCAUUGAGUCUUCUUGUGAUAAAUCUUAUUAAUUUUUGGUUCGACAUCUAACGGUAACAUUUUAAUUCAGUGGAUGGUAGUUUUCGUCACGCUGCAGUUAAUUUUAUAGAUUUUUCGUACAUGCUGAACUAGGAUGCGCAAGGCUCAAAUUUCUCUCAUUUUUCGAGGUGAAAUGUAUUAAGGAUGGGAUGCAGUGGGGUUUUUGUGGUUAAACGAGGAAAUAAUUUUGUGAUAUUUUAUUUGAUUUGUUGUAAUAUAAAGCAUAAAUAAAUAAGUUAGAUAAGGUCACUUUGAGUAAAUAAUAACUGUGA
Molecule: messenger RNA, 2329 nt
Organism: Hyalella azteca
Lineage: Eukaryota; Metazoa; Arthropoda; Malacostraca; Amphipoda; Hyalellidae
Gene: Bx42
Product: puff-specific protein Bx42
Exons: 11
Coding region: 129-1748 (539 amino acids)
Biological process (GO): mRNA splicing, via spliceosome
Cellular component (GO): spliceosomal complex
Source: RefSeq, a predicted model, not a curated record